GAUGCGAUGUCCCAACGGCGGGACCGGGACAAGCGUACCAAAAAUAGUGCUCGUUACGGCAACAGCACGUACGACGUGGAAGUGCAUGGCGAAAGCAGCAGCACUCCGAUCAGAAGUUUCGUCAACGAAAACCUGUAUUCGCCGCUGUACGAGAUGAACUACUACCAACAGCAAAAGAAGUUUGCCUCCAACAACGGCUAUGAAACAAAAACUCGAUCCUGGCAAGAAACCAACGAAGACAUCUCCUCUCGUAUGAUGGCCGCGUCGUCGAACUCGCCUCCUGUCGUCCCCAAAAGAGAUUACCGGCACCGGACACCGUCACCGACGGUCAGAAGACAGGUGAGGCAAUACCAGUGGCAGUUGGACGGUGCGGACGACGACGAGGUGGUGGACCGAGACGACGGUGACGACAGCAACGACCACCAACUACAGUACAACGAUCCAUCGACCGGAAACGUGAACGACAUGCAAAUGGUGGCGUAUGGCUCGCCGUACGGGCGACACCAGUUCCGUGUGCCAAAUAGGCAAGCGUCGGCUAGCCUGCAGAUGUAUGAGCCGAUAUAUAGUAUGAUGUACAGCGGCGUACCGCCAAUGUGGCCAGCUGGUCAAGCUCGUCAUCAGCGCCCUUCGGUCUCACAGUCGGCCGCCAUUUACCUACCGUUUCCGCUGCCGAUCGGUUUCCUGCCAGCGCCGGCCAUGUCGUCCUCCUACCCUCCUCAUCCUCCUCCACCGCUUGCCCCUCUACCGCAGUUCCCUCUCACACUACCUCCAUCACUGCCGAUGACGAAUAUGGAUUUUGAGAUGUUCACUUACAAAUACGGCAAGAAAAGACCGCCGAGGAAGAAGAAGAAAAGACCACGAAGUCUAGAUCGCAUGAUGGCGCCUCCACCGCCACCUUUUCUGCCCCCUCCACAGAAUAUGCCACUGCAGCUGCUGCCGCUUCCGCUUGCACCCAUCCCGCUUCCGGCAUCUCCAAGUAUUGAAGAGGACAGUACUAACGCGUUGCCGCAACCACCACCGCCGCUGUUCACCUCCAGUGCUGACGACUACGUUUCGCCACUACCGUCCACGUCCCGCUACAGCAGCCAACCAGCGAAUCCCGUGGUGCUGCCGAUGGGUCAGAACUUCCCUGCGAAACGCGAUUCACCUCCCCACGAAUACAGUACGCUUGUUCAAUGCGACAGCAGAGUUCCAACCUCUCGGACACAACCACCGGUCUCUUUGAAGACGAAAAAUAACGUGAUGAACGGAAGAGGAUACACAACAAGCACCAGUUCGUCGAAGGUCUCGCAUAAAACGGGGCAGCUGAAGAACCCGUUGUAUCAUAUGUGCUGUCGGGAUCUGACGCAAGUUCUGUGGAUUAUCGUUGGUAUCAUCAUCAUCGGUGUGAUCGUAGGACUGAUUCUAGGGCUGACUUUGGUAUGA
Messenger RNA from Soboliphyme baturini, 1425 nucleotides. The record is from the annotation of a GenBank genome assembly. Lineage: Eukaryota; Metazoa; Nematoda; Enoplea; Dioctophymatida; Soboliphymatidae.